Messenger RNA from Durio zibethinus, 3373 nucleotides. The record is from RefSeq and is a predicted model, not a curated record. NCBI's taxonomy places the organism in Eukaryota, Viridiplantae, Streptophyta, Magnoliopsida, Malvales, Malvaceae.
UUAAGACAACUUAAAGAUGAAAUUAUCCAUCUCAAAGUAUUGAAAACCUACUCUGUUUUACACUUUAUCUUUCAAGCGGCAGAAAGAUAAAAAUAAAUUGCUCUUUCUCUCUCGACCGAGCUGAAAAAAUGGCUAAUGGGAUAGAAAACGAGGAGGUAGUUAUAGUAAAGCCUCAAACAGACAAGAGAAAGUACAGGAGGAUCGUCCUAGGAAACUCCCUCCAAGUUCUCCUGGUCAGCGAUCCCGACACCGACAAGUCUGCUGCAUGUAUGCUUGUUAGCGUGGGCAACUUCUCCGAUCCAGAUGGCCUCGAGGGCCUUGCCUCUUUUCUUUUGCGCGUGCUGCAUAAUGCUAGUGAAAAAUAUCCUGCAGAAGGUAGCUUCAUCAAGUACGUUAGCGAGCAUGGAGGGCACCGAAAUGGCUCUAUGAAUUGUGAUUGGACCAGCUAUUAUUUUGACAUCAACAAUGACAGUUUUGAAGAAGCUUUGGAACGGUUUUCCCAGUUCUUAAUCAAACCAUUAAUGCCAUCUGAAGCUACCGUGAGGGCAAUUAAAACUAUUGAGUCCGCAUUCCAAAAAAACUUACUGUCUGACGGGCGGAGAGCGUACCAGCUUCAGAAACAUUUCAGCAUAGAGAGUCAUCCUUAUCAUAAAUAUGGUUUAGGGAACUGGUAUUCGUUGGAAGUUAGACCAAAAGCAAAAGGACUGGAUAUAAGACACGAGCUCUUAAAGUUCUACGAAGAAAAUUAUUCUGCCAACCUCAUGCAUUUGGUUGUAUAUACAAAAGAAAGCCUUGAUAAAAUCCAAAGCUCCGUGGAGAACAAGUUCCAAGACAUUCGAAACUCCAACCAACGUGGUUUCCGCAUUACCGGUCUGCCUUUCACGUCAGAACAUCUAAUGAUUCUUGUCAAGCUUGUUCCAAUAAAAGAAGGGCACAAAUUGAGAGUUGAAUGGCCAAUAACCCCAAGCAGGCAUCAUUACAAGGAAGCGCCAUGCAAGUAUCUGGGUCAUGUCAUUCGCCAUAAAGGAGAAGGAUCCGUGUAUCACAUCUUGAAAACACUAGGAUGGGCUAUGCAAUUGUUUGCCGAUGAAAAUGAGAUAACAUCAGAGUUCUCUUUCUUUACAGUAGCAGUUGAUCUUACUGAAGAUGGUCAUGAGCAUAUGCAGGAUAUUGUGGGGUUGCUCUUUAAAUACAUCAAAUUCUUGAGGGAGUCUGGUAUUUGCAAACGGGAAUUUGAGGAGCUUUCAACUGUUUGCGAGAUAAACUUUCACUAUCAAGACAAAAUCCCACCUAUUGAUUAUGUUAAGGAAAUCGCGUCAAGAAUGCAGAAAUAUCCACCCAAAGAUUGGUUGGUAGGCUCAUCGUUGCCUUCAAAUUUCAAUCCUGACCUUAUGCAAAUGAUUCUGAGAGAGUUGUCACCAGAGAAUGUCCGAAUCUUCUGGGAGUCAAAGAAAUUGGACGGGGAGACGGAUAAGGUUGAGCCGUGGUAUGGUACUCCUUAUUCUGUGGAAAGGGUCACAACUUCGAUGAUUGAGAAAUGGAUGUCAUCAGCUCCUAUUAGUGAUUUGCAGCUACCAGCAGCUAAUAUGUUCAUACCCAAAAAUUUUUCUCUCAAGGGUGCGAGAGAAAAGGUCAAGUUUCCAGUUUUGUUAAGAAAGUCAUCCUAUUCAAAACUGUGGUACAAGCCUGAUACAAUGUUCUCCUUACCUAAGGCAUUUGUUAAAAUAGAAUUCAACUGUCCCCACGCUAGAAUCUCUCCUGAAGCUGAAGUUCUUGCAGACAUUUUUGUACGGUUGUUGAGGGAUUACUUAAAUGAACACGCUUACUACGCUGAAGUUGCUGGCCUUGAUUGUUAUAUAAGGCGCACAGACAGAGGUUUUGAGGUGACACUAGAUGGUUAUAAUGACAAGGUGAACAUUUUGCUGGAAACUGUAAUUGAUAAGAUUGCAAAUUUUGAAGUGAAACCCGAUAAGUUCUCUAUAAUCAAGGAAAUGAUAACAAAGGACAUUUACAACUUCAAAUUUCGAGAACCCUAUGAGCUGGCUAGUGUCUACUACCCAUUAAUAUUGAACAACAUACGAUGGCCUUGGAAGGACAAACUUGAAGUUUUACCUCUUUUGAAAGUAGAAGACCUUGUCAAAUUUAUCCCCAUGAUGUUUUCAAGCACCUAUGUGGAGUGUUUCAUAGCAGGAAACAUGGAACGUGAAGAAGCGACUUCAAUAGUUGAAAUUAUUGAAGACAAAUUCUUUAAGGGUUCAAACCCGAUAUGCCAACCGUUGUUUACAUCCUUACAUCUCACUAAUGAAGUUGUUAAACUUGAAAGAGGCAUGAAUUAUUUAUACUCUGAAAAGGGCCUGAAUCCAAACAAUCAGAAUUCGGCCAUACUCCAUUAUAUUCAGGUUAAUCGAGAUGAUUUUGUAUUGAACGUAAAACUUGAGCUUUUUCACCUUAUUGCAAAGGAACCAGCCUAUCAUCAGCUUAGAUCAGUUGAGCAACUUGGGUACCAUAAUUACUUCUAUUUAAGCAAUGAUUUUGGAAUUCAUGGAGUGGCAUUUCUCAUUCAGUCGACAGUGAAGAGUCCAAGAGAGAUUGAUUUGAGAGUUGAGGAAUUCCUCAAGAAGUUUGAGAAUAAAAUUUAUGAAAUGACCAGCGAUGAAUUUAAGAGUAAUGUAAAUGCAUUGAUUGAUAUGGACACGGAGAAGCACAAAAACUUACGGGACGAAUCUAUAUAUUACUGGCAGGAGAUCGUCAAUGGCACCCUCAAGUUUGAUAGGAAAGAAGCCCAGGUUGAAAUAUUAAGACAGCUUACACAACAGGAAUUCAUAGAUUUUUUUGAUGAAUAUAUAAAAGUUGGUUCACCCCGAAAGAAGACUCUAAGUGUGCGAAUCUACGGGAAGAAUCAUCUAACAGAAUACAAAUCAGAGAAAAACGAACCACUUGAACUGCAGUACGUUCGCAUCCAUGAUAUCCUGAAUUUUAGAACAUCACAACCUCACUACGGUUCGUCUAAAGGAAGCUUUAUCCAUAUGAAGCUGUAAAAAAAUUAAACAAGAGGGGCUGACAUGGAGUAGAAGCCAGCCGACACCCUUCUCCUCAGUCAGCAAGCUUUGUCUAAUUGGAAGAUUAGUGUUCAAAGCUUUAUCCAGUUGUUGGAUGUAUUCCCUCUCUUAUUUCUCUUUGUUUUCGAUUUAUGUUUUUUUUUUUUUCCUUUUUUUUAAAUAUUUUUCUUCAUCAAUAAAAUGCAUGUAAAUUAGGCUUGUAAAAAUGGCAAUAUACAACUCCAUUAUAAUUUCAAUUUCCUUAAUUUAAUUUUAUGUGAUAUUUUCUCGUCAAUGAGCCAUAUAUGUAUAUUGGAUUCGUCAUCAUUGAGUAA